AAUGGCUCCCAAAACCAGAAAAGCGCUUGUCAGGGAGACACUGCAGAACCUGAGAAAAGCUAAAUUUGAAGCGUUUGUUGAGGCGCUUCUGGAUCGCAGAGAGGAGCCGCGGGUUAAAUGCGCUGAUGUGGAAGAUCAGGGUUUCUUAAAGGUCACAAACGUCGUGGUUUCCACAUUUACUGAGCAGAAAGCUCCUCAGGUGGUUGCAGAGAUACUUCGGGAGAUCGGCUGCGGAGAGGAGGCAGAAAAACUCGUUGCAGAGACAGGUGGACAGUCCUCAAACCCUGGUUCCAGUGACGCUGCAGGACCCUCACCUGGAGCAACAGCUGGAAAUACAAUGGCAGAAGGUGGAUGCACCAAUAAUGAGCACUUUGUGGACAAACAUAAACUUGAGCUGAUCAAGAGAGUGACCAACAUUGCAGCGAUUUUGGAUGAGCUCUUGGACAAAAAAGUCAUCGACGAUGAAAAAUGGGAAGAAAUUAGGAAAAUGCCCACCCCUAAUGCUAAAGUGAGGGAGGUCUAUAUUUGCAUGAGAGCUGGUGACGAAUGCAAAAAUAUCUUCUUUGAAAUCCUUAAAAGACAGGAGAAGUUUCUCAUUGAAGACCUCCAGAAAAAGAAGUAAAUGUUACGGUGAAAUCCAUCUUCAGACCAAACAUGAAUUGUCUUCCUGAACACAAAAUAUCUUUAUACGUUAUCAGUGAUGAACGACUAAUGUUAAUGCUGCGUCUCUGUGGAGGUUUUCUACUUGGGUUUUUUAACAACUGUUGUCCUUAAUUUUACAGCUAAACUUGGUGACAUUUCAGUGGAGUUCAGUGUGUUCCCCGUCCUGAUGAGUGAGGCUCAUUUAAAUGCUUCAUUUUAAACAAAACACAUCAUGAGAUUUCCUGUCAGGUUUGAAAAAAAACAUCCAGAAAAUGUUUAUCAGACAAUCAUGUAAGAAAUGAAUUAAGGAUCUCAACAUCCAGUGUUUAAUGUGGAACUGGAGUCGUUAAUGAAAACAGUAUUAGCAGAAUUAUUAUCCUUAAUGUAAAGCUGGUUUUAAACUUUCACUCAUGUUAAAGCUUUUUUUUAAUUUCUUUUUUUUAUCACUUUAAGCUUGAUUCAAAAUAUUUUCUAAAUAGAAAUUUAUAAUACAAUCUUAUGGUUUCUGUUUGUGAUUCUUACAUUUUGAGUGUCUUAAAAAUAGUGUAUGAAAUAUAUCAUGAUGUAAUGGAGUUUAGAAAUCAUGUGUUUCUAUGAGGUUUUUAAAAAUGUGCACGUUGAUCUUAAAAUGUAUGUUUGUCUGUAAUUGAGAUGAGAAAAUUACAUUUCAUGCCAAGUCAAGUAUGAAAAAUGUCAGUGCCAAAAUUGAAAUUCCUUGUUUAUUUAAACAUUAUAUGCAGCCUUUAUCUUGCAGUGUGCUAUAAAACCGUGCAGAGAAAUGGGCGUGAGGAAAGGAGGAGUUAAGAGGCUGGGUGACUGUUUAGAAGAUCACUACCUCAUAGACACCUGCCCCCGGGAAGAAGCUGAAGCUAGAAAUGUAGAGCUCCUGGAUUUUAUUCUGGAUUAUUCUGGAUAUAGAACAAGGUCCAAUAAACCCUUUAAAAGCAUUUUCUACAAAGAUUUCUUAGAACGCUCUUGAUUUCUUAGAGCGUUUCCCAAGGCAGCACUUGAGAGCGAGUCCACUCACUGUUCAGAGCUUCUUAGUGUCAGCAGACCUGCUGUGGGCAAACAACAUACAAACCAUAAUGUCAUUUUUUUUAAGUAUAUUUUUUCUGCUUUUUAUGCCUUUAUGUGACAGGACAGUAUAUAGUAGAGAGAGACAGGAAACGGGGAGGCAGAGAGAGGGGGAAUGACAUGCAGUAAGGGCCGUCCGAUGCGAGGACUGUAGGCUCUACACAUCUCUCAGGAUUAAAGUAUAGUUCCUCCUGCAGGUUCUGGACCUUUUUACGACCUUGUAAUGUAAUGUAAUAUAAUGUAGUGUAAUGUAAUGUAAUGUAAAUGACAAUUUAGGUUUUGAUUUUGUAAAAGUCUGCAGAUACAGAACAGUAUUGAUGAUCCUGUGCUUCCAGUUUUGCCCUCACACUGUGCAACUGUUCACACUCCAAGGUCUUAUGCUCGCUGUUUUGUAACUCUUGUUUUUCAUAAAUACCUAUUUUCUUAUUUCUGAUUUUUUUUAAAAAAGAUAUUACAGGAAUGUUUGGGAGAGAGAGGAUGACGUGCAGCAAAGAGCCACAGCUCAGACUGAUUGUACACAACCAUAGUCGUGGUUAUGCACUUUUGUGUGUAACACAAGCAUCUGUUGCUUUUAAAUAAAUUGAUAUGACUUAA
Messenger RNA from Seriola aureovittata, 2310 nucleotides. RefSeq lists its product as uncharacterized. The transcript has 4 exons. Bases 2 to 622 code for a protein of 206 amino acids. The record is from RefSeq and is a predicted model, not a curated record. Gene Ontology annotation, biological process: inflammatory response; innate immune response; regulation of apoptotic process. Lineage: Eukaryota; Metazoa; Chordata; Actinopteri; Carangiformes; Carangidae.